CCUCGCCAACUAGUCGUGUUCACGGCGCCACACGAAAAGCACGCGCGGCUCUCCUUAGAACCGGCCCGCACCCGAAUAAUGUUUCAGUGUUUGACUAACUCAAUCGGAGGUCUCGGAAGAAGUACCGUAUUUAAUUUACACUGUAUAACCAACCGCAUAUUCUCAGUGAGUGUUACGCAGUGCGUGCGGAAAAAACUUUGUCGAAGAUUCUGAAGAAUCUUGUGUAAAAUUGUGUAAUUCGCCGGCUGCGGUCGGAUCGCGUUUUGCACAAACUUUCUGACGGUGUGCGUGGAACCCAUCGCGCGCAUCGUCCUUGUGAUAAGAGGCCACUGUGAUAUCGACGAGUUCGUCUUAGCUUUAAAACUAGUUAGGCUUUAGUUAUACAAAAUGUCGACGCCAAUCGACGCCCACAUACUUCAGUUCGACGUAUGGGAGACGCUGGACGAAGAGUCAAUGGAGUUGACUCAAACGUCGGAGUUCUGGACUCAAGUGCAAUACGAAACUGAAAGAUUCGACUUGGUCCCACCGGCGAAUUUAAAUAACAUCUUACAAGAUAGCGACGUGGAUUGGAGGAUUACUGAGACACCAGAGGAGCAUAAAGACAACAUAGUGCAUCAUGAUUGCAUGUGGGCUGGCUCAUGUAUAGACUCUGUGCAUCCUAGCAAUACAUUCGUGCCGUCUGAUUUGAUAACCGCGACGCCUGGUCAGAGUCUGCUGCGACGAGACACUUCGCCACCCCGGCCGGAGACGCCUCCCUCGCUGGAUGGUGAUGAGCACCCGCAAUUCCGACACGCAGUGGACGUGGCCGGCACCGCUCUCCGGCUGCUGCGGGACUCUGCGGCCGUCGCAGCGGACCACUCUUACACCCUCGCUCGUCAGCACUUCGACUGCCUUGGAGUUCAAACACCUUCUGACUCGUGCGAAUCAGAGGAGGAAAUCGAUGUGGUGUCACUCGGAACUUCACAACAACCACUGGCUUCAACAUCGCAAUUGCGUGUGGAUUCUUUGCCACGAGCGCCUUCCGUCCAGGAACGGCAUCAUAUACAGCGUACUGUUGAGAACGUUAUGAACGUGAGACCACCCGCUAGAAAACGUUUAAUACCACCAACGACUAUGCCAUCGGCCUCAGUUCCCCGACGGCGGAGAGGUCCCGGCAGAAGAGGUCGUUCUAAUACCGACACGGAUUCUGAAGCAGAAUCCCCUGAAAUCGAGCGCCGUUCGAUCCAUAACGAUAUGGAACGCUUAAGACGUAUCGGUCUCAAAAACCUCUUCGAUGAGCUAAAGAAGCAAAUCCCUGCCACUAGGGACAAGGAGCGAGCGCCGAAAGUAGUGAUUCUGCGAGAGGCCGCUUCCCUCUGUCGCAAACUACGAGACGAGGAGCUCGAGAGGGAGUACCUUAAAAAGCAGCAGAACAAAUUGGUGGCCAAGUUGAAAAAACUGCGGACGAUGUUAGCGUCACGUUAUCGCCCGUACUGAGCGUCGUGUGUGAAACACUGGUGACCGUUUCGUUUGAGAGGCCCGGUCUUCUCCUCGCGACUCUUAGGGACUGGUAACUUUCUAUUAUGUCAUGAAAACGUAUUCGUACGUUAGGAUUUGUACAAUAGGUACUGCGACAAAUGUCCCUGAUAAGAUAUCGGGUCGUCGUGGCCGUUUGAUUGCAAUCGAUCUCUUCGCAACGGAGUCGUAUUGUAGUUGUAUAUUAUCAGCUUGUACGGCUUACUCUGCUUCUGUGAGAAUGCGCGUUAAUGUAGUCGUGACACGAUAACCGCGGGUUUGUUUUGCUCAAACGACAUUUUGCAGUGCCAAAGUGAGCCAUAAAGCUGCUUUCUAUAAAUCCAACGUCUUCAGUAAAUUUCUUAAAUAGUUACAGACUGCUUUGUGAACUAGUAGACUGGUUUUACCUCUAAAACGUUUUUUAAUUCAUUAAAAGUAAUUUAUAGUUGACAGUGCAAACAGACAAUCAUGUUGAUAAAAAUGUCUUCAUUAUUUUAUGUUUCGACAGUGAUUAGUGUUUUUUACUGAACCCUCUCUUGAUGGAGUAACGAUAGGCCGUGCACUAAUAGCGGUGCGUUUUGAAUCGCACUUCGUAAAUACUGUAAAUAAGAUUGGUAGAGUGACGAUAGUCUUGAAUUUAUUAGUUAGGCUGGCAGAAAGUUGUUGUUGGCUUUACGGAAAGUUCUAGAGGCGCUGGCCACUAUAUAUGUUUUCGGCCCGGUUCGUAGGAUUUUCUUUUUAUCCCGCGUCUCGUCGUUAAAAUUCGCGAGAGCAGGGUAGUGAUAUCAAUAUUGUUUUAACUUGAUAUUAUUAUAAGUGUACACCUAGAUUAGUUCGCUUACGGUUUUUUGUAGUGUUUUUGUUAUUUUGUAAAUUUUAACACUUUUAAUGUUUUUUUUUUAAUAUGUCGCGCAAUUAACAUAGAAUCACUGUAAAAUAAAACAUCAUUGUGAAAUUUUCGACAACUUGGACCAUUUUUGAGAUAAUUAAUUAUUAUUCGUUAAUAUUGCACCUUUAUAAAAUGCAUUUCAUAACACAUGGUUUAUAUUAUUGUAUGAAUGAAUAUUUAAUAAAAUGGCGUGCGACUAAUUGUUUUCGCGCCUUUUUUCAUAGUAAUGCCACUGACAAAAACAGCAAAUAAAUGGACAAUCGAAAAUAAUUAGUAUGCGCGUUAAAAGGUGAAUAAAUUUGCACAUUCAUUAUUGACUAUUGUAUAUGUAUCAUAAUUAUUACUUUGCUUUAGUAUAUACAGAUUAUAUUUUAUCCAUAUGGAUAUUAAUAUGGACGCAAUAAUAGAAUGGAUUUUUUUUUUAAAACUUAAGUUAAGUUACUAACUUUGAUUCAGUGAAAAUAAUAAUCUCAGUGACUAAUGUCCGUUCAUUAAAAAAUAGACUGUGUAUUUUGAUAAUAACAUCAUGACCUACGAUUACAGUUAGCCCGUAUUGGGCUUUAACAUAAAAAUAACCACGAAAUAGUUCCUCAUAGUACCUACUAAUAGAAAAUUUGCAUUUUCUUUAUUAUUAUAUUAUAUUUUAUUGCAGUAAGUUAGUGAUGUACUCGCGAUAGUUAUGAUAAAGUUGAAAGUGAAAGCCUGGCUGGAAAUAUUAAUUUUGAGCCGGACUGGAUUUGGCAUAGAUUAUAAAUAUAUAAUGGACGCCGUUUUUUUUCUGGUCAGGCUUUUCAAAGGUUGAUGUUUUAUCAUGCACAUGGUCAGCAGAAUUGUACGUUUGAAGGCUUUAAUUGUGUGCGGAAUGUGCCUUGCUAUGUACAUAUACAUAAAUAGAUAAUAUUAGGUUUAUACUCGAAUUAGUUGCAAGAAAUAUUUUUUUGUGAGAAAUAUUAUUGUAGGGAUAUAGUGUUGUUCUUAUAAGUAAAGUAGUGGUACACGAGGAGGUUUAUAUUUAUCGUGUUAAAGAUUCGCAGUUUAUCUUCCACUAGGCGUAUAAUGUACAUAAUAGGAACUAGAUCAUAGAUGUAUGUCAUCUUUUUUAUAAACAAGUUUUUUUUUUCUAGUAAUUGUUUAAUUUUUUCAUAACUGGAGAGUUACGAAUUCUCGAAUGUUGUACCUGCAUUUAAUUUUUUUUUUUUGUUAAUCUUGACAUAAAUAAUAAAGAUAAUAAUGAUUUAGUUAUUUUAAAAUAACAUUGGUUUCAUACGGUGUUUAAUGGAAAAUAACGUUUACAUAAGGAAAAGUCAGUAAGUUAAUGGUAUAAUAAUAGUAAGAAAUGACAGCUUUAUAUUUGGUAGGACAGAUCGAGAUAAUUAAAGCAAUGCACAUUAUUUGUGACAAGGCACAUUUCCACCACUGCCAAAUGGAAAAUAUGAAUAGAAAAAAAAAUACAUAGCAACUUUGGUUUUGUAUAUUUUAUAAAUAAGGUUGGGAUGAUUAAGUCAUGUUAUAGUUUAAUUUUUAUUACUUUUUCUUUGUAUAGUAUCCUUAUGUAAGAUGGAACAUCUAACCGUCGUCUGCGGAUUGGGACCAGUCGAGAGAUGUAGAGAUUUUAUAAACCGAUUGGUUUUCUUUUGUAUAAAAAUGUCGGGAGACGAUGACGUAAGAGAUCCCGCGGUUCGCAGGCGACGGUUGCUUGUACGCCGCUACAGAGAAUGCAGGAUGCAAAAUAGAUUCCGCCUAACAUUAAUGUUGCACUUUGCAAUCUUUGAAGCGGCGUUUAAAAUUACAAAAACACAUUUGUACUUACCACGUCUGAGUUUUUUUGGAUACUAUUAUUAUGAGGAGAAAAGUUUUUUGGUUUUUGUUCCUUAAUUAUGUGUAUCAAAACCUUAAGAUAAUCAUUAAAUAUGAAAAUAAAUGAUAAGUCGGAAUGUGCAGAGCUCAGAAACAGUUGGCUAUUAGAUUGUGAUUUUUAUACUUUUUUGGUAUAUCGGGGGGAUGGUUAAAUUGACGUUCAGAUUCUGUGAUUUUUUGUACCUGGGUGGUACGUGUUGGGGUACUGUUUCUCAAACUCUGCUUAGUUCGACUGAAAAAAAAA
Molecule: messenger RNA, 4484 nt
Organism: Nymphalis io (European peacock)
Lineage: Eukaryota; Metazoa; Arthropoda; Insecta; Lepidoptera; Nymphalidae
Gene: Myc
Product: myc proto-oncogene protein
Exons: 3
Coding region: 388-1476 (362 amino acids)
Biological process (GO): regulation of transcription by RNA polymerase II
Molecular function (GO): DNA-binding transcription factor activity, RNA polymerase II-specific; protein dimerization activity; RNA polymerase II cis-regulatory region sequence-specific DNA binding
Source: RefSeq, a predicted model, not a curated record